Molecule: messenger RNA, 3837 nt
Organism: Arvicola amphibius (Eurasian water vole)
Lineage: Eukaryota; Metazoa; Chordata; Mammalia; Rodentia; Cricetidae
Gene: Chsy3
Product: chondroitin sulfate synthase 3
Exons: 3
Coding region: 318-2972 (884 amino acids)
Cellular component (GO): Golgi cisterna membrane
Molecular function (GO): glucuronosyl-N-acetylgalactosaminyl-proteoglycan 4-beta-N-acetylgalactosaminyltransferase activity
Source: RefSeq, a predicted model, not a curated record
GCGGACGCGUUGCCGCCGCCGCUCCUCCUCCUCCUGCAGCUCCUCUCGCGGCCGCCGCCGCCACCUCCGCCGCUGCCGAAGUUUCACUCCCGACCCUCGGCGGGAGCCCCGGCGCGGAGCAGAGCUGUCGCCUCGCCUGGAGCUGCAGCGCACGGCCGGCAGCUCGGCGUGGGGAUAGCCAGCUCUCGUUGGCGCCCAGGCAGCGUGCCACAGUCCGGGCUGGGGUCUCUGAGACCCAGCUGGGGCGGCAGCCAGCCUAGGGGACCCGCGGCAUCGCCUACACCUCCCAAUUUGCUUCCGAGCCCCAGGUUGCCGCGAUGGCGGUGCGCUCCCGCCGCCCGUGGGUGAGCGUGGCGCUGGGGCUGGUCCUGGGCUUCACUGCUGCGUCCUGGCUCAUCGCCCCCCGGGUGGCCGAGCUGAGUGAGAAGAGGCGACGUGGUUCCAGCCUCUGCUCCUUCUACGGCCGCUUGGCCACCGGGCCCCGAACGGGCGCGCAGCAGCCGCUCUCCCAACCCCAGUCCCGGCCGCGGCUAGAGCAGUCGCCGCCCCCUGCCAGCCAGGAGCUCCCGGGGCCACAGCGGCCGGAGGCGGCGCCGGGAGGUCCCAGUUUUCGGAGCAGCCCCUGGCAGCAGCCAGAUCCGCUGCCGCAGAGGAGGCGAGGACACAAGCCCGAAGGUGCGACGGCGCUUCCCGGCGCUCCAGCUGCCAAAGGGGAACCCGAGGAGGAGGACGGGGGCGCGGCUGGCCCUCGGAAGGGUGGCCGGCCCGGGAGCAGCCACAACGGCAGCGGGGACGGGGGCGCCGCUGCCCCGAGCUCCGGACCCGGAGACUUCCUCUACGUGGGUGUGAUGACCGCGCAGAAGUACCUGGGCAGCCGCGCGCUGGCCGCGCAGAGGACCUGGGCGCGCUUCAUCCCUGGCCGCGUGGAGUUCUUUUCCAGUCAGCAGUCUCCCAGUGCUGCGCUCGGCCAGCCCCCUCCACCUUUGCCUGUCAUCGCUCUGCCGGGGGUCGACGAUUCCUACCCUCCCCAGAAAAAGUCCUUCAUGAUGAUCAAGUACAUGCACGACCACUACCUGGACAAGUAUGAGUGGUUCAUGCGCGCCGACGACGAUGUCUACAUCAAAGGUGAUAAAUUAGAAGAAUUCCUUAGGUCCCUAAAUAGCAGCAAGCCUCUCUACCUGGGACAGACUGGCCUGGGGAAUACGGAGGAACUUGGAAAGCUGGGGCUGGAACCCGGGGAGAACUUCUGCAUGGGAGGACCGGGCAUGAUCUUCAGCCGCGAAGUCCUCAGGAGGAUGGUUCCUCACAUUGGCGAAUGCCUCCGAGAAAUGUACACCACUCACGAGGAUGUGGAAGUGGGUCGCUGUGUUCGCCGCUUCGGUGGGACUCAGUGUGUCUGGUCUUAUGAGAUGCAGCAGCUGUUCCAUGAAAACUAUGAGCACAACCGCAAGGGUUACAUCCAAGACCUUCACAACAGCAAAAUCCACGCGGCCAUCACACUUCAUCCGAACAAAAGGCCUGCGUACCAGUACAGACUGCAUAAUUACAUGCUCAGCCGGAAGAUCUCUGAGCUCCGCUACCGAACCAUCCAGCUCCACCGGGAAAGCGCCCUCAUGAGUAAGCUUAGCAACAGCGAAGUGAGCAAGGAGGACCAGCAGCUGGGGGUGAUGCCCUCUUUCAAUCACUUCCAGCCACGGGAGAGAAAUGAGGUCAUCGAGUGGGAGUUCUUGACGGGGAAGCUGCUUUACACAGCUGCGGAGAACCAGCCCCCUCGACAGAGCAUCAACAGCAUCCUAAAGACAGCCCUGGAUGACACCGUCCUGCAGGUAAUGGAGAUGAUCAAUGAGAAUGCCAAGAGUCGGGGCCGACUCAUAGACUUCAAGGAAAUUCAGUAUGGCUACCGCAGGGUCGACCCCAUGCAUGGGGUGGAGUACAUUUUGGAUCUGCUACUCCUGUACAAAAGGCACAAAGGGAGGAAACUGACGGUACCCGUGAGGCGCCACGCCUAUCUUCAGCAAUUAUUUAGCAAGCCUUUCUUCAGAGAAAUGGAGGAACUCGAUGUCAACAGCUUGGUGGAGAGUAUAAACAGUGGCACUCAGUCGUUAGCGUUCAUAUCCAACUCUCUAAAGAUACUCUCUUCUCUUCAAGAGGCCAAAGAAAUGGGAGGGCACAACGAAAAGAAAGUACACAUUCUUGUUCCCCUUAUUGGCAGGUACGAUAUUUUCUUGAGGUUCAUGGAAAAUUUUGAAAGUACAUGUCUUAUCCCAAAGCAAAAUGUAAAGCUGGUCAUCAUCCUUUUCAGUGGGGACUCUGGCCAAGACUCCAACAAGCACAUUGCGCUGAUACAAGACUAUCAGAAUAGGUACCCUAAGGCAGAAAUGAUGCUGAUUCCCAUGAAGGGAGAGUUUUCCAGAGGUCGUGGUCUUGAAAUGGCUUCUUCUCAGUUUGACAACGACACGUUGCUGCUAUUUUGUGAUGUUGACUUGAUCUUUAGAGGAGACUUUCUCCAACGAUGUAGAGACAAUACAAUUCAGGGACAACAGGUAUACUUCCCCAUCAUCUUUAGCCAGUAUGACCCAAAGGUGACCCACAUGGGAAAUCCUCCCACAGAGGAUGACUUCGUAUUCUCAAAGGAAACUGGAUUUUGGAGAGACUAUGGCUAUGGAAUCACCUGUAUUUACAAAAGUGAUCUACUGGGUGCAGGUGGAUUUGAUACCUCAAUACAAGGCUGGGGACUGGAAGAUGUAGAUCUCUACAAUAAAGUUAUCCUAUCUGGCUUACAACCCUUCAGAAGUCAAGAAAUAGGAGUGGUGCACAUUUUCCAUCCAGUUCAUUGUGAUCCUAACUUGGACCCUAAGCAGUAUAAGAUGUGCUUAGGAUCCAAAGCAAGUACUUUUGCCUCAACCAUGCAACUGGCUGAACUCUGGUUAGAAAAACAUUUGGGGAUCAGGGACAAUCGAACUCUCUCCUGACAGUCCAGGCAACACUUAUUGCCUUUUGAAAGGGGAGUUUACCUCAGUGUUGGCUGUUAUUAUUUUUAUUUUAUUAUUGUUAUUUUAUUGUUAUUGUUAUUGUUGUUGUUGAUAUAAUUUUAUUUUGUCGCUCUGGUCUUAAAGUACUCUUGGUUGUCUUCCAAAGGGUGUUUGUUGACCUCAAGCAAGAAGAGUCUGAAGUUCACUGAUAUUUCACAGUCAGCGUUCCACUGAAGUCAAUACACGUAUUACUUUUCUAUAACUUUCUUUGAGAUUGAGUUAAAUCAUGGCAAUCAAAUGACCUUGGAAGCUCAUUCAUCACAAGAGACAGCUUAGAAGAAUGUUCUCUUAGGGCUUAAAGAUGCAAUAUUGACUUUUUCUUUUGUUUGUCAACUUCAAUGUGAUACAAAUAUUUACUGGUGAAAGGUACCACAAAAGUGCUUUAUGCUUCCUAUGGGGAAGGGACUCUGUGACAUACACUUGAGUUUUGUAAUUUAUACAAGGACUUAAAUAUAUAGACAAUAAUUUUCUUCAUCGUUAGAAUUUUUAAAGUAAAUGAACACCUAUGAUUGUAUGUUUAUUUUUUAAGAAAAAGUUUUAAAAAUUGAGGAGUACUGUUCCACGAGCAACCGGUACUGGCUACCCUGGUCUUACAAUUACGAACUCCUCACAAGUGUCUGCUACAAAUGCGAAGGAACUUUAUUUUCUCAAGGAAAUAUGAUUUAAUGAAAUAUUCAUGUACAUUUUAGAAGCUUUAUGAAACAAUGUCCUUCAUUUGCUGGCAAGAAGAUAAAACAUGACAGAACCUGUUUAUUUAUAAUAAAACACAGGUAUAACCGUAUUCUUUUUCAAAAACAUUGACAAA